This is a messenger RNA of Carassius auratus (goldfish), 1624 nucleotides long. RefSeq lists its product as uncharacterized. Bases 161 to 874 code for a protein of 237 amino acids. NCBI's taxonomy places the organism in Eukaryota, Metazoa, Chordata, Actinopteri, Cypriniformes, Cyprinidae. The record is from RefSeq and is a predicted model, not a curated record. The transcript is spliced from 8 exons.
GUGAUCUAAACAUUUGAAGUUUGGAAACAGAUGGAAAACGGACAGGCGUGUGUCGCAGUUGUUUGGACGUUUUGCCCUCUGGGUCUUCGGGACAGUCACGUGACUGAAAUAGUGAUGUGACGUUCGUUAACGGCUGAGGCAGUAGUAUGAAGCAGAGCCGAUGCCAAAGCCCUCGGAUGUGAUGGUAACCAUGCCAGUACACCAGCAACAGCGCGAAUACGUCUCCAGGUUCCUGACCACCAAGCCACUGGCUCUGGGGAUUUUGGAAAUAUUGCUAGCCUUAUUGGGACUCUGUUUGACAAUCUGGAAUGAGAGUUUUUUUCUUCUCUGGUCACCAAUCAGCUUCACUUUAACUGGACUUGUUACAGCCUCGGCAGCAAACACAUGUAAACCGUGUCUGGUCAAAUCCUCACAAAUGCUCAGCUAUCUAAAUGCAGCAGCAGCUGCUCUGUCUCUCCACUUUCACUUUUAUUUCACUUGGGGUGUAUCCUGCUUUCUCCUUAUGGGCUGUGAUACUUUCAUCUUCAUCUUCUCUGUUACUGUUGCGUUAACUUCCUGUUCCUGUUGUUGCAGACCAAAGUCGAGACGUGUGGAGGUCAGUUAUAUGGGCGCUGAUUUGCCUGUCAACCAUAUUGUGCUCGUGGGCCAGCCGGACUCUUCUGCAGUGGUGCAGUCCAUUAGUUCAGUGGUGUACAUGCUGCCGGCUGCACAUGGGCUAGUCCCACCUGCACCUCUGCCACAUUACAGUCCAGUGCCAGCUCUACCUCCACCAACCUACGAGCAGGUCUUAGCUACACCUCCACCAAACUACGGUCCGGUCCCAAGUGCACCUCCACCAGCAUAUGAGUAUGAAGAUUUACAGGCCAGAAGAUGAACUAGAUCUCAGACACAAAAGGGGAUAUUUGAUGAUUACACAAUGGAUUAUAGCAAAUGGGAAUAUAUAUAUAUAUAUAUAUAUAUAACAAUAAAACAAAUAAAUUAUUUUUGGAAAAAAAAAAUCUGUGAAUGCAUGUUGUAAAUGAAUUUGUCACAUAACAAUUGUGAUUAUCUAAAUUUGUUAGUUCUGUCCCCUUUAAUGUGCCUUAGAUGUAACAAAUGUGGAUGAGAAACAUGAAUGAGAAGGUUUUUUCUUUUUUUAUUGUUUUUCCCCUCCUAAAAUGUUUUAAUUUUAACAUAUGUACAUACCAAGGAAAUUUUACCUGAUAAAUUCAGCUCAGUACUUACAGACUGACAUUUAAAAUCCUGUCAAACAGUGUUCAGUGAGUAUUUUCAGAGAAAAUACUUAUUUAUUACAUAUUAAGAGAUAAAAUUACAUAUUUAAGAGAUAAAAUUAUAAUCUCUUAAAUACAGACUUUAACAGGUUAUACAUUUUAUAUUCAAGUUUGGCUUUGAUCUGUCCUUCCACGUACUAAAGUGAUGUUUCCAGCUCAUGACAACACAACUCGUGGCUUGUUUAAAUAUAUCAAAUAUACAACAGAUGAUUAUCUGAUUCCAAAGGAGAGUCAUUCAAGAAUGUAUCAAAUGUAUCUUUUCUUCCUAACCAGUGUUACUUAUUAUUUUACAAUAACCAAGACACUAUUAUAGCUUUUGUUAAUAUUUUAAAUUCCAUUUUUUUUGUAUUUUG